Messenger RNA from Neocloeon triangulifer, 6836 nucleotides. RefSeq names its product transcriptional regulator ATRX homolog. The coding region runs from base 165 to 6479 and encodes 2104 amino acids. NCBI's taxonomy places the organism in Eukaryota, Metazoa, Arthropoda, Insecta, Ephemeroptera, Baetidae. Gene Ontology annotation, cellular component: nucleus. The record is from RefSeq and is a predicted model, not a curated record. The transcript has 28 exons. Gene Ontology annotation, molecular function: ATP-dependent chromatin remodeler activity; ATP hydrolysis activity; ATP binding.
CUUUUUGCCUCCAAAUUGCCGAUGGCCGUUGUUCGCCACGAAAAUUCUUGCACUUCCACAUUAUCGUAUAUUGGCAUUGGCACAUAAUGGAGUACGGCGGCGUCGGCGGCUCUCGAACAGACUAAGACAUCGGUCAGCAAAAUAGUGAAAAGUUCCACCUUUGAAUGAUGGAGAUGAUUGAAGUUACUGCAAAAGAACGUGAAUGGCGACGCCAAAAUGAGGAGGACAUAGAGUCUAAAGCAGAAGACAUGAAACGACCGUGCAGCGUUUGCAGGACUGGUGUUUUCAGCAAUGAUGUGCACAUACACCCUGUCCUUGGAGUGUGCAUUUGCAAGAAAUGCUACAAAUUUUACAACUCAGGCGAUUUCUCUGAAGACGAGGAAGGUGACCAAAAGUACUGCACUUGGUGUGGGGAAGGAGGAAAGUUGAAUUACUGCAGCGGUUGCAAGAAAGGAGCCUUCUGCAAGACAUGCAUAAAAAACAACCUGGCUGAAAAGGAAUUUGAAAAGGUGGCAGCUGACGAUUGGCAUUGCUACUUGUGCAACAUCAAGCCGCUUUGGAAAUUGAGAGCCUAUUGUGACGCCACAGUCAAAAGAAUUGAGAGGAAAAAGAGAGAAAAAUUAGAACCAAAUAUGCUGCAACUAUUAAGGAUCAAGACUUUGGAAAGAAUGGAAUCUCCGAAAAAAGGAGGAAAAAACAAGGAAAGUACUGGAGAUGACGAAUCAGGUACUGAAGAUGACGAAUCAGGUUCGGAGGAUGGCCCCCGAGUUUUGAAAAAGCGGAACCGCACAUUUGUUGCCGCUGAUGACGAAGAUCCCAAUGCAGAUCCUUCAAGCAGAUCCUCUGAAGAUGCGUCUGACUCUGAUGAUAAAAGAAGUAGAGCUCGCUAUAAGACUCCAACUCAAAAGGCAAGAAUGAAGUUUCGGCGAGCACAAAAAAGUAACAGCCACACGCCAAGAAAACGAGCAAAAUCUUCAACACCCAGCAGUGAUUCUGAGACUACAAAGAAACCCAAGAAGAAGAAACAGAAGAAGAAUUCAAGAGAUAGCAGUGAAGAAUCUCCUACUAGGUGGCGCAGUGGAAAAAAGUCUCAGAAAACACGGCAAGAAAAUAGUAGCUCGGAGGAUGAUGAACCUUUGAAGAAUGUGUCUCGAAAGAGCAAGGAAGUUGCCAAAAAACAUACUAGCAAAAAACCUGCAACUCGGGAUUCAAGCUCUGAAAGUAGCAAACGGACAAGAAAAGACCAGAAAAUAAUGGAAAAGUUUAAAGUGGAGACUAAGAUUAAACAUUCAAAAACAUCAGAUGUGGAUAAAGUAGACUGCCCUGCUACUAAGGAAGCAAGGACAAAGGAACCAAAGCCAUCCACGAGUUUUGCACCUGACGAAGAUCAAUUUCUGUCCAGUUCUGCUGAAGAAGAGCAAAAUGUAGAUUGGAUUUUGGAAACUUUGACUGCAUUUGAGAAAUUAAACUCCAGAAAUGCCGACAUCACAUUAAAACUCAAAACAAUGGCUACCAAAAUUGACAAAAACUCAAGCCAUGAAGAAGUGUAUGCUUUGUGCAAAAAGAUUUACAAACAUUUCUCAAAGUUCUACAAACAUGUUGGAGUCUUUAAGGGCAAUAUGCAGACCGACUUCUCAAAAUGGCACCAACGACACAAUUCAUCACUUGACGAAGCUGAAGCUAAUGGAAAAGACAAAAAUAAUUUGAAGAAAGAACAGGUUCCCGAAUCCGAGGGUGAUGAUGAAGAACAGGCUCCCAUAUCCGAGGGUGAUGAUGAAGAACAGGCUCCCAUAUCCGAGGGUGAUGAUGAAGAACAGGCUCCCGUAUCCGAGGGUGAUGAUGAAGAACCGGCUCCCAUAUCCGAAGGUGGUGAUGAAGAAGAGGCGCAAGUGCCUGAAAGUGAUAAAGGUGGUGAAACUGAUGAAAAGCAAUCAGUCGAGGCAGGUGGAGUCAUAAAGGAAAGUGAUGAAGAGGUUGAGGAAGAAAUUGGGGACAAUAACGAGCAGGAUUUUGAUACAAACACCCUCCUUCUUGAGACUCAAAAAAGGGAAGUACCUAUCAUCUCAGAAAAUGAGGAAUUAGCUGUGGAUGAGCCCAAUAAGUCACUGGAUGACCUGUUUGCUGAUUUGUACGAAACUGAAAUAGAGAAAAAGGAACUGCCAACAGAGACAAAAUCAAAGGCCACAAAGAAAUCUGAAAUCAAAGAUAAGAAAAAUGAUGCUGAAAAAGAAGAAAAAUCUUCUACCCCAAAGAGCAAGAUAGGCAAAAAACCUGGCCCUGCUAGCAAAACCAUGUUGAAUUCCAAGAGCUCUGGGCAGCGGCACAACGAAAAAUCCUCCGAGAAGGAAGUCGAGAUUGAAGUCAAAGAAGAAUACUACAGCGCUUGCUCUGAUGAAGCACCAGAUUUUUUUCAUGAAAAUGGAGAUGUUACUGAACCUGAUAAUGAUGGAUCAACAGGAAAAUCUGCUGCAGUAGAAAAAACUGACAAAACUGAUAACUCAAGUGAAAAGACAGAUUUCAGUGACAGUGAUACUGAGGUGGCCAAAGUAUACCAGCAAGAUCAACCUCAAUAUGUGCUUUCUGAAGACCUUGAUUUGACCAAUAAGAUCAAAGAAGAGGAAAGCAAGAGGCUCCUUCUUAUGGAUGAUUCUUCUGACACAGAACGCAAAGAGGAACCAAAAAUUUUCAAGAAGAAAAAGUCCAUCAAAAAUCAGAGUCAAGCAUCAGUAUCAAAAGAAGGCAAGCAGAAAAUAAAAGUCGAGCAAGACCAAGAGCCCCUCCCAAAGUUUGAGCCAUCCAAUUGGGGUGAGUUUAAGGAUGAUGCAAAAUUGAGCAUGACACCUGUUGUGCAACUUUUGGCAGUGGAGACAGACGAUUCCAAUCUACUUUCAAAUCACCGAAGAAAGUCGCGUCAGGCUGACUCUGAUGCUGAAAUUGAUAACCUGUGCAAUUUGGAUGCUAUAGAAAAGCCCACUUCUGUAAGCAAGUCAAGCAAGCCACGACCUAAGUCUAAGAAAACGAAAUCUCUAAAAAAUGAGAUGGGUGGAGAUUCGGAAUUAGGUGACAAUGCAUCCCCAGAAGAAUUAGAGUCCGAUAAUGGUCUUGAUUCUGGCCCUAAGAAAGUUUUGACUGCUCUUGACUCUUCGGACGAAGAAAAUGAAGCCAAGAAGGCUCUACUGUCUGACUCGGAUGACGAGGCUGAAGAAGUCGAAGACGAAACCAAGGAAAAGAAGAAGAAAGUUGGCAAGAAGGUUAAAUUAGACAAGUCUGAAAGUGACCAAACUAGUUGUGAUGAUAAGGAAGAGAAAAAUGCACAAUGGACCAAGGCCAAGGAACUCAACACAAGACUUGAUCUCGACUCAUCUGAAGAGGAAAUCGUCAAAGCACCUAAGAAGAAGCUGUUAAUUGACUCUGAUGAUUCUGAUGAAGAUUAUAAAGAUAUUGUGGCUGUGGAAUCAAAUAGUGAUGAUGAAUUCGAGGAUAAAAAGAAAACCAAAAAGCGCAAGCGAAAACCUGUGUCAGAAUCUGAAUCUAGUGAUUUCUUUGAUGAUGUCAAGAACAAGAAGAAAAGAAAGCGGAUCGUUCAACUAGAUAACAGCACAGACUCAGAAUGUGAAGUUUACUUUGAAGGGCAAACUAAAUUAGAUGAAUCUGGAAGCCCCAACAAACUGAGGAAACGCAAAAUUCUCAAAAACAAUGAGCUUGAGAUAGCAACACAGUCAGCAGCCAAAGAGGAGAAAGAACGUUUGAAGCGACAAGAGGAGCUUCAGCAACUGUAUAACAAAAUCAAGUCUGAACGAGUUCUAGAUGCUGAUGUAAAAGAGUUGGUCCUUGAGUUUGACCCUAAAACCAAAGAACCCCUCAUACAGGUCCAUGAGGAAAUGGCCACAAAGUUGAAACCACAUCAGGUCAAAGGCAUUAAAUUCAUGUGGGACUCUGUUUUCGAAAGCAUUGAACGAGCCAAGAAGUCUGAGGGCAGUGGUUGUAUUUUGGCUCAUUGCAUGGGUCUUGGUAAAACUUUGCAAGUUGUGGCAUUGGUGCACACAAUUUUGACCAACAAGCUUCUUGAAUUCAAGACAGUUAUCAUCGUCACACCUCUAACAACAGUCGAAAACUGGAAAAAUGAAUUUGCUAUGUGGACCAAAGACAUUGAUGAAGAUGAGUAUAGCUGUAAUGUUUUCACCCUUAGCAACGUAAAAAGACCUACAGAAAGGAAGGCGCAUUUGGAGUCUUGGAUGAGAAGAGGAGGAGUAAUGAUUGUCAGCUAUGAUCUAUACCGCAUUAUGGCAAAUCCAGAAUCAAAGGCAGGAAAGCCAUCAGAUCGUAAAGCUUUCCAAAAAACCCUGAUUGAUCCUGGCCCUGAUAUCAUUAUCUGUGAUGAGGGACAUGUCUUGAAGAAUGAAGACAAAAAACUUUCAAUUGUAAUGAGCAGAAUUCGGACUAAGAGAAGAAUCGUAAUGACUGGCACGCCCCUUCAGAACAACUUGAUCGAAUAUCAUUGCAUGAUGCAGUUUGUGAAACCCAAUUUCCUGGGAAACAGAAAGGAGUUCACCAAUAGAUUUGUGAAUCCCAUCAAGAGUGGCCAGCACAAGGAGUCGACUCCCAUCCAAGUGAAAAUCAUGAAAAAGCGAGCCUGCGUUUUGCACAAAAUGCUUGAACCAUCUGUUCAGAGAUACGACUAUUCAGUGCUGCAGCCUCAUCUUCAGGAUAAGUUCGAGUAUGUGAUCAAAAUCAGGCUCUCUGAGAUCCAAUUGAAACUCUAUUCGCAUUUCUUGGCAAACUGUGCCCGAAAAAUGACCACCCAGAAAGGUGCAUGCCUCUUUUCUGACUACCAGAACCUUCUUCGAGUGUGGAAUCAUCCAUAUGGAUUGAAACUUCGUGCUCUGCAGGACGAAGAAAAGGAAAUUGACUCUGAUGGUGACUCUGUUGGCUCUUUGAAAGACUUCAUAGAUGAUGGCUCUGGCACACCAUCGACAGAAGACUCGGAAGCCUCUGUUGAUUCUGAUGGCGCAGGGCCUUCAAAGAGAUGCACUAGGCAGGAUGUAGCAAAUGGGGAAGAACUUCCUGGUCCAGAAGACAUGGUAACCGUAGACGCUUGGUGGAGGGGUCUAAUCACAGAAAACGAACUGGAGAUGCUGAGCAGUGGCUCAAAAAUGGUCCUCCUCUUCUCCAUUCUUAAGGAGUGCCAGGAAAUUGGAGACAAGCUGUUGGUCUUCAGCCAGUCCCUCUAUGCCCUUGAGCUGAUUGAAUUCUUCUUAAAAAAAUUGUCCAAUGCAACAGACGAAGAGAGGGAAGAGUACUUCUGCGGUCUCACAGGCAGGUGGAACAGUGGACUUGAUUAUUUCCGUAUUGACGGAAAAACAAGCAUUGAUAACAGAGGAAUCAUGAUCAAGAGGUUCAACAAUCCCAAGUCAAGGGCCAAACUGUUCCUAGUGUCUACAAGGGCUGGAGGCCUAGGUGUCAACAUGGUCGGCGCCAACAGAGUAAUUCUCUUUGACGCCUCCUGGAACCCUUCAAAUGACAUGCAGUCCAUCUUCCGCGUCUAUCGCUUUGGCCAAACCAAACCUUGUUACAUCUAUAGAUUUUUGGCUGCUGGCACCAUGGAAGAGAAAAUUUAUGAUCGUCAAGUGACCAAGCUUGCUCUCUCGGGCCGAGUUGUCGACAAGCAGACAAUCGACCGGCACUAUACCCAGGCUGACUUGGAAGAGUUGUACAGCUUUGAGCCUUAUGAAGAACAAAUUAUGCCCAGCUUUCCUAAAGAUCGACUUCUGGCCGAAAUGUACAAGAAGCACAAGGAAUUGAUUCAAGCGUACUUUGAACAUGAUUCUUUGCUGGAGGACAGACCUGAGGAAAAGCUUACUGAAGAAGAAAUGCAGGCAGCGUGGGAAGAAUUUGAGCGAGAGAAAGAUAUUGCGGCUCAGAGGAAAGAAUGUAAUAAUUUCAACAACGACCAACUCUUGCAAGAGCAAAGACUGGCUGCAAUGCAACAGAUUGCCAAUCAAAGAGACAACCAGCAGUAUACCCAGCAGUACCUGAACAAUUUGAUUAGAGAAAAUCUGAUGAGAAAUCCAAACUUGCAAGGUGCAAUUCCCAAUGCAAGCGCAGCCAAUACCUUGAGCGCUUUGGCCAGCAACAUAAAUCCAGCCAACUUGUAUGGGGCGCCUUAUAAUGCACCAUUUCAGAAUCACGUCAGCCAAGCUCAGCGAGAUCACGGUCUGAUGAACAACUUUUCCAAUGCCGCCUCAGCUUUGAUGGGUCAACUCGCCAACUACAUUCCUGGUCUUGGCACAUCCAAUCAACCGACGGCUGCACCGAGUGUACUUCCUAGAGCCGCUCCAGCACCCUUUCCAGUUCCUAAUGAUGAUAUUCAAGUCCUUCCCACCACUUCCAGUGCUGCUGCUAGCACUGGCACUGCAGCCAUUCCUAAUGCUGCAGGACCAGCCCCGAUACUCCAAGUGAGGAAAGACUUGUUCAAGUGAUUUCAGAAUUGAAGGAAGAUCAUCUCAAAGCACAAAUAGGUGCCAACUAUAUUGAGUUCAUAUAUAUAUCAUAAUUUCUCAAGUAAAUGUAUUCAGAUUUAUUUAUUUAGUAAAGCAUCAAUUACUUAUCAGUCAUGAGUUUUUUUAAUAACAGUGAUUUUCUAUAACACUUCACUCUUCAAACUUAGCAAGUUCUUGCGGUUGUCAAUGCUUAGCAGGAUAAUGUACCUUUUACCAGUCUCCACAAUUUAGACGAGAUUUUCUUUUGAGAGGAUAUUAUAUUACCAUUCCAAGGAAUUGAGCAUAAUUAUUUUAUGAUAUCUUAAAAAUUUAAAAUUGUUAAAUUUUAAAAAUGGA